Labrus mixtus (cuckoo wrasse) is the source of this 2240-nucleotide messenger RNA. It is a transcript of the gene sack1fa, whose product is annotated as family with sequence similarity 83 member Fa. The record is from RefSeq and is a predicted model, not a curated record. The transcript has 5 exons. The coding region runs from base 94 to 1677 and encodes 527 amino acids. NCBI's taxonomy places the organism in Eukaryota, Metazoa, Chordata, Actinopteri, Labriformes, Labridae.
CUUCUACCUGAGGGACUCACCUGAGCACACCUGGGUACCUGUCCGCACAGGUCUGUGAGUGAGCAGCGGGAUCGAGAGGACCUGCAGUCCGUCAUGGCGGAGUCUCAAAUGCUGUGCAUGGACGACGCGCAUGUGAACGAGAAGAUCCAGGAGUCCCGUCCGGAGUUCUACUACAGCGAGGAGCAGCGCGCCGCGCUCGAGCAGCUGCUGCGGAGCGGCGACGGCGCGUUCAAGAUGCGCCUCAAGGAGGACAACAUCAAGGACUUCCUGUCCGCCAGGGAGGUCCGGUUCCUUCGGAAGACCUUCGCCGAGUACGACUUGAGCAGCGAGUCCGAGUCCGCCGAGCACGACAAGUCCAAGGGGUCGUCGAGUGCGGACUCCGGGGUUCACUCCACGUACUGGCCGGAGAUGUCCGACACCGAGGUCCCAGCUCUGGACAUCGGCUGGCCCGUGACCAGCGGCCUCUAUAAGGGGGUGACCCGGGUCAACGUGUACUCACACCCGCCCAAAGAACCCGGACCGCACAUCAAGGAGGUGGUGAGGAGGCUCAUCCAGGAGGCGCACAAGGUGGUUGCCAUAGUGAUGGACCUGCUGACGGACCUCCAGAUCCUUCAGGACCUGCUGGACGUCUCUUCAAGACGUGGGGUGGCCGUCUACGUUCUGCUGGAGGCCAGAGGAAUGCCACACCUCCUGGAUAUGUGCGCCCGGCUGCAGAUCAACGCCGUGCACCUGAGGAACCUGCGUGUGCGGACAGUGAGGGGUUCAGGACUCCCUCUGUCUUUUGGAAAGCUGCCCGGCUCGCUCUGCUCCAGGUACAUGCUGGUGGACGGAGAGAAAGUCAUGUUCGGGUCGUACAGCUUCACGUGGACUUCCUCUCGGAUGGACCGGAACAUGAUCACCGUGAUGUCGGGACAAAUUGUGGACACGUUUGAUAACGACUUCAGGGAGCUGUACGCCAUCUCUGAACAGGUCGACCUCUACAAGGAGUUCAGUAUCACCAAGCCGCCUAUCCCCGCCCCUAUUAGGAAGCCGACGGUGGAGCCUAUCCGGCCUCUUCCUGUGUCCACGUCCCGCUUUCAGGUCUCUGUGGGAGAGUCCAGACAGACCGACAUGAAGGUGCCGGCACAUAAAUACCACAAUCCAAAGUACUCUUUAGUGUUUGGGAACCGUAUGGGCAUGACAGGUUCCCUACAGGACUUAUCAACCACCAGCGACUCCCUGGUCAGCGGGCUGAACCAGAGGAACGGACUGCAGAACAGCAGGACAGGGGGAGUCUCCCCUCCGAGUCCUGGUCCCCCCUCAGAGGAAGGGGACAAGGACGGGAAGGAAGGCCUGAAGAUGAACAAGGCCGCCGCAUCCAAGAAAGAACGCAGCUCCUUCAGGCACUUUCUGAAAGGCAGAGGAGCCAAUCACGGCACAGACACGAUAGUGGAGGGUGUGGUCACUCCUCCAAACCCGGCCCCCGCCUGCAAAGUGCCAGAGACUAAUGAUGCCAAAAGAAAUGAGCUGGAGGACUCGUUUGAGGUCAUUGAGAAACCAGCCCUACUAAAAACCAAAACAAAGAAACCGCCCAAGGUUAUCCAGAGAAGUAUGUCCCUGCAGACCAUCAACACGGUAGACGACGACAGAUCCAGAGGCCGGCGGCGAAGUCAGAAGAAAAACUGCAUCCAGUCGUGAGCUCAAACCAGCGUACCGGCAGUAUUAAAGUUUUAAAGAGCGCCUGAGGAUCUGUUGGUGAAACCUGCUGAGUCAUGAUCACCGUCCUGUGACAGUGUGUGUCGUCGGUUUGGGCUUAAAGUCCUCAUUAAACUCCUCUCGUGAUAAUCUCAUGUGGUGGAAAAAACGUCAUCACAUUAGUUUGUAUUAAAUUAUUUCUUUAAGUGGUUUCGAUAUUUCCCACUUGUAUGCUUGAACCUGAACACCACACACUAACACAAUUGACCCAGGUUAAGUGGGUGGAUGACAACUCUCCUCACCGUUAUCCAGGUUGCUAUGGAGACAGGAAAGCGUUGAGAUGUGCCGUUGUCCCUGAGCGUCGACUUACAGGAGCACUCGGUGUCAGGAUUCUUAGAGAGUUUAUUGAGGCUGUGGAAAAUGAACGCUGAGCACAGAACUACACGGCUUUUCUUCGUAUCCAGGUGAAACUGACAAAGAUUAAAAUGUGAAGACCACUUGAGAUGAAAAUUUUCAGUUUUGUAGAAGAAAUGUAAAAAAAUACAUUAAAAAAAACAGUGAAACAA